UGAAUUUGAAGCCAACAGGCCUAAACAACUCGCAGGAUAGUAGCCGCAGACCAGUAGAGACCUUCGGUUUUGUGGAGCUGGUCGUCAGCAUGUCCUUCCCUAAGGCGCCCCUGAAACGAUUCAAUGACCCUUCUGGAUGUGCACCAUCCCCAGGUGCUUAUGAUGUUAAAACUUCAGAAGUAUUGAAAGGACCAGUAUCCUUUCAGAAGUCACAAAGAUUUAAAAAGCAAAAAGCAGAAUCACAGCAAAAUCUUAACGUUGACAAAGAUACUACCUUGCCUGUUUCAGCAAGAAAAGUCAAGACUUCAGCAUUAAAGAAGGAAUCUCAGAAGAAUGAUAAAGAUUUGAAGAUGUUGGAAAAAGAGAUCCGCAUUCUUGUGCAGGAGCGUGGGGCUCAGGACAGGAGGAUCCAGGAUCUGGAAGCUGAGUUGGAGAAGAUGGAAGCAAAGCUAAACGCUGCCGUCAGGGAAAAAACAUCUCUGUCUGCAAGUAACGCUUCACUGGAAAAACAGCUUCUUGAAUUAACCAGGACUAAUGAGCUCCUAAAAUCUAAGUUUUCUGAAGAUAAUAACCAGAAGAAUUUGAGAAUUCUAAGCCUUGAGUUGAUGAAACUGAGAAACAAAAGAGAAACCAAGAUGAGGAGCAUGGUGGCUAAACAAGAAGGCAUGGAGGUGAAGCCGCAGCUCACCCAGAAGAACCUUGUGGAGUCUCAGGAGAAAAUAGUACAACUUGAAGGGAAACUUGUUUCAAUAGAGAAAGAAAAGAUUGAUGAAAAAUCUGAAACAGAAAAACUCUUAGAAUACAUUGAAGAAAUAAGUUGUGCAUCAGAUCAAGUGGAAAAAUACAAGCUAGAUAUUGCCCAGUUAGAAGAAAAUCUGAAAGAGAAGAAUCAUGAAGUUUUAAGCCUUAAGCAGUCUCUUGAGGAAAAUAGUGCUAUAUUGUCCAAACAAGUGGAAGACUUGAAUGCUAAAUGCCAGGUGCUUGAAGAAGAAAAAGAAGACCUCAUCAAUAGGAACAGAGAACGGGAUGAAAAUCUAAAUUCUGAGAUACAAAGCUUAAAACAGAGGUCUAUUCUUGAAAAACAAGAACAUGAAGAGCUACAACAAAAAGUAUUGCAAAUGGAUUCACUUCUGCAACAAGAGAAGGAAUUAUCCUCUGGUCUUCAGCAGAAGCUAUGUUCUUUUCAAGAAGAAAUGAUAAGAGAGAGAACUCUCUUUGAGGAAGAAUUAAAGCAAGCCCUGGAUGAGCUGGAUAAAUUACAGCAAAAGGAGGAACAAGCUGAAAACCUGCUUAAGCAACUGGAAGAGGAAGCAGAAUCUAGAGCUGCAGAACUAAAACGCCUCGAAGAAAAGCUGAAAGGGAAAGAAGCCGAACUGGAGGAAAGUAAUGCUGCUCAUACUCAGGCCACCCUGCUUUUGCAAGAAAAACAUAACAGUACAGUGCAGAACCUGGAAGAUGUUACUGCUCAAUUUGAAAGCUAUAAAGCAUCAACAGCAAGUGAGCUAGAAGAUCUUAAGGUGCAGAAUGAGUCACUUAAGGAAAAACUGGCCAAGGCUGAGCAAAGUGCAGAGGAUGCCCGAGAUCAGAUAUUGACAACUGAGAACUCAAAUCAAGAAUAUGCAAGGAUGCUUCUAGAUCUGCAGACCAAAUCAGCACUUAAAGAAGCAGAAAUUAAAGAAAUUACAGUUUCUUCUCUUAAAAGAAUAACUGAUUUGCAGAACCAACUCAAGCAACAAAGCGAAGACUUUAAGAAACAACUGGAAGAGGAAGAAGCAAGAAAAACUGGAAAAGAAAACUCAAUAGCAGAAUUAACUGAGGAAGUGAAUAAGUGGCGUCUCCUCUAUGAAGAAUUAUAUAAUAAAACAAAGCCUUUUCAGCUACAACUGGAUGCAUUUGAAGCAGAGAAACAGGCUUUGUUGAAUGAACAUGGUGCGGCUCAGGAACAACUAAAUAAUCUAAGAGAUUCAUAUGCUAAAUUAUUGGGUCAUCAGAAUCUAAAGCAAAAAAUCAAGCAUGUUGUGAAAUUGAAAGAUGAAAAUAGCAAUCUCAAAUCGGAGGUGUUAAAACUCCGUGCUCAGCUUACUAAAAGAAAACAAAGUGAAGCAAAACUUCAGGAGGAACUGAAUAAAGUUCUAGGUAUCAAACACUUUGAUCCUUCAAAGGCUUUUCUUCAUGAAAGUAAAGAAAAUUUUGUUCCCAAAACUCCAUUGAAAGAAGGCAAUACAAACUGCUCCUGAGCUCGUAGUGGAGUUUCGAGAAUCAUGCAAGUAAACAUCUGAAAAACCUGUUGAAGACUAUUUUUUCUUACUAUGUUUUUUAUUAUUAUUAUUGCUUACUAUUGUGUUUAUAAUAUUUGUUAAUCUCUUAUUUAAUACUAACUUCCUGUCCUUACAUAUGUGAUAGGAAGUUUGACUGUUUUUACCAGUGUUCUCUGACAUUCUAGUUACUCUUGUCAGUACUUCCUCCUUGAUGCUCACCCUUAUUGCCUCAUUCUAAAUGUUCUGACGCUUUCCAGCUUUGCUCACUCAUCCCAUCAAAUCAAUAGUCUUUUAAAAAUCAUUCUCAUACUAUCAUUUCCCUAUUCUGAAACCUUGGGGUUUUUUUUUAGUUUGAUGCUGAAGACCUUUUCUAGUCUGAACCUCUUAUGCUAGGCUAAAACACCUUGGCUUGUUCUUGCCUCUACUUAAUUCUCCUAAUAAUGUUCAUUCUGUCCCACCCAUCAUCUGUUUAUCCAGUUCAAAUAAGAAAUAGAGGCAAGCUUUUUUUCAUAGUUCUCUCUUACCAAAGCCACUGAGUUGGUUAAUAAUUUGCAGAUUUCUAGACCCCAUCCCAGACCUCUUAAAUUACAAUCUGUGGUUUGGUCUAGAAAUCUGCUUUUUUUUUUUUUUUCUUUCAUAAACAGCAGUUAAUUCUUAGAAACUCUGCUUGUAACCUCUUUUUUGCCACACCACACACCAAGUGUGGGAUCUUAGUUUCUGAUCGGGGAUCGAACCCAUGCUCCCUGCUUUGGAAACACGGAGUCAUAACCACAGGACUGCUGGGGAAGUCCCUGCUUGUAACCUCCUUAGAAAAUUUGUCUAGCUGCUUGACAUCUGCCUGAUUGCUGGGUGUUUGAUUAAUAUUUAUGUAUCAUGAAAUAAAAUUACACGUUGUCACUGA
Molecule: messenger RNA, 3159 nt
Organism: Dama dama (fallow deer)
Lineage: Eukaryota; Metazoa; Chordata; Mammalia; Artiodactyla; Cervidae
Gene: HMMR
Product: hyaluronan mediated motility receptor
Exons: 18
Coding region: 90-2237 (715 amino acids)
Cellular component (GO): membrane
Molecular function (GO): hyaluronic acid binding
Source: RefSeq, a predicted model, not a curated record